Molecule: messenger RNA, 579 nt
Organism: Rhea pennata
Lineage: Eukaryota; Metazoa; Chordata; Aves; Rheiformes; Rheidae
Product: formin-I-like
Exons: 6
Coding region: 1-579 (192 amino acids)
Source: RefSeq, a predicted model, not a curated record
AUGACAGUAUUUUCUGGCAAUGAAUCUUCAGUGAAUCAGCAAAUCAUGUUGGAUCAAAAAGUUGCACAUAACUUCAACAUUUUUCUUAAAAGUUUCCGAAUAAAACCAAGCCAGCUGAAAGAAAAAUUAUACAUCAUACAUGAAGAGAAUGGUGGACUUACAGAUGAGCAGAUUACAGCACUAAGAAGAUAUAUGCCAACACCGAAAGAUGUAGAAAGGUACCAGUCCUUCAGGGGGUCUCCUUCAGAGCUGCACAUAGUUGAUCAGUUUAUGUUAGAGAUGUGUAAAAUCCCACAUUUAGGCCAGAGGUUGGAUCUCCUACUUACCAUACGAGAACUCCCUGUGAGCAUAAAAGAUUUAGAGCCUCUAAUAAACCAGAAAAUCCAAGCAAGUAAGCAGCUGCAAUCCAGCCAGAAAUUUAUAGCUGUCUUGGAGUACAUUUUAGCCAUUGGGAACCUUUUAAAUGAAAAGGCUGGAAAAGAGAAGGCUAGAGGAUUUCGACUGUCGUCUUUGAUGAAAGUAGAAUAUAGAAAUACUGAUUGCUCUGAUAUUGAGAUCCCACAGCUAGAGAAGACAUGA